Messenger RNA from Bursaphelenchus okinawaensis, 1387 nucleotides. The record is from the annotation of a GenBank genome assembly. Lineage: Eukaryota; Metazoa; Nematoda; Chromadorea; Rhabditida; Aphelenchoididae.
AUGAUUUUACUCGAAGAAGAGAAUCGGAUAAUUAGAGAACUAUUGGAUUACAAGUUCAACGCAGCUUCUCAAGGGUAACUUUUAUACUUUUUACAUUUUUAUUGAAAAUUUUAGACAUAAAAUUGAAAGUGUUUCUGUUCAAUUUGCCGAUUUCGAUGGAGUAUUAUACAAUGUAUCGAACCCCAACAAGGAGAAGACCAAAAUAUUGGUAAGUAUAAUUUAAAUCUUAAAAGGCAUUUAACUAAAUUUCAAUCAUAAAUUAUUUUUAUUUCAGCUUAGCAUUUCUCUCAAAUUCUAUAAACAAUUACGAGUUCAUGGAGCUGAUGAGGUAAGUGUUUCUUAUAAAAUAAGAUUUGCUUUUAGUAUUUAAAAAGGGUUUACGGGUCUUACCUGCAAGCUACGCCUGAAGAUGGAUACGAUGCUUCAUUGUUGUUUGACCUGACAGCUUUGCCAGAGAACUUCAACGAACUGAUUGACAAAGCUACAAGAUUCAAAAGGAAUUGCUUUGCAUCUGUGUUUGAGAAGUACUUCUUGUUCCAAGAGAAAGGUCAGGAAGGUGAAGAGCGAGCUGUGAUCAACUACAGAGAAGAUGAAACCAUGUUCAUCCAAGCCAAGGCUGACAGGGUUACUGUAAUAUUUAGCACGCUGUUUAAGGAUCCGGAUGAUAUUGUUAUUGGAAAGCUAUUUUUACAGGUAAGUGAGUUCGUAUUCUUAAUUUUUACUUUACGGUUAGUGAUUGAUGUUUUAAUUUGUGAGUUUUACUAAUUUAUUUGUAAUUUAGGAGUUCCGAGAAGGCCGCAAGGCUAGUCAGACAGCUCCUCAAGUCUUGUAUUCUGUUGGUGAACCUCCAAUGGAAUUGAGAGACUUCCCUGAAGCAAAAACUGGACCUCAUGUUGGAUACAUUACCUUUGGUAAGUAAUUAAAGUUGCUCUUUUUUAAAAUAAGCUAAGGGUCGAAAAGAUUGUAUGUUUUAAAAUUUACAUACAGUUUUAAAAUUUACAUACAACUAUUAAUGUCAUCGUUUUAAGUAUUGUUCCCAAGACACACUAAAGCAGCAACAAGGGAGAACACGAUCAAUUUGAUCCACUCAUUCCGCGAUUACCUGCAUUAUCAUAUCAAGUGCUCAAAGGUAAAUAAAUUACAUUAGGUACAAUCUUUGUUUAGGCAUACCUACAUUCUCGAAUGCGCAAGAAGACGUCCGACUUCUUGAAGGUAUUGAACCGAGCCAGGCCAGAGAUCAAAACCGAAAGGAAGACUAUUAGGUAUGUGGAACAAGAACGCCUAAUUUAUUUAUGUCUAAUCGAGUCAAAAGUAAAAAUGUUCAAAAAUAAUAGAAUGUUAUAAUAAUUUUAUCUUUUUUAGUGGCCGAACCUUCGUGCAACAGUAA